This is a messenger RNA of Penicillium canescens, 411 nucleotides long. RefSeq lists its product as uncharacterized. Lineage: Eukaryota; Fungi; Ascomycota; Eurotiomycetes; Eurotiales; Aspergillaceae. The record is from RefSeq and is a predicted model, not a curated record. The transcript has 2 exons. Bases 1 to 411 code for a protein of 136 amino acids.
AUGAACACUCCCAUCCAGACUAUGGUGGAUCGACGAGCUGUGGUCCACGCAUACCGUCACCUCUACCGACAGGGGUUGAAAGCGAUCCAAUAUUCGACACCUGGCCGCUAUAUGGUCCUCAAGACAUUACGCACAUCCUAUCGUUCCCCAUCCGAGAAAUUUGACCCUGCAAAGGUUGCUAAGACGCUUCAAUUUCUCGAACGAGCCACCGAGGUAGCAGGCAUGGAACAUAAGAUAUUGAGGAACAUUUUGAUGGCUAGGUAUUGGGAGCAGGAUCAUCUCACAAAGGAUUCCCGUCUACGGAGCUUGGGACUCGGCCAUGUAGAGAACCAGUUGCGGACAAGUGCCUCUGACCAUUUAAAUCUGACGCUUGACCGUUUGAAUGAAAGUCUAGGGACGUGUCUCAGGUGA